CAGUCUUCUAUGUUUCUUGGUCUUCAUCAUGAACACGCACUUUUCAAUUUUGUUUGUAAAACAUUUUUUAAACAUACAAUUUUUCUCCACUUUACAAUUAAUUUUUAUGUUGAUCUGUCACAUAAAAUCCCUGUAAAAUUCACUGAAGUUUAAGGUUGCAACAUAACAAAAUAUGGAAAAGUUCUAUGGGUGUGAAUACUUUUGCAAAACACAAGUAUAUUUUAACUACAACCAGCAGCUGCCAAGAUUGUAAACCAGGUGAUCUGACUGACAUUUACGUCCAAAACUAAAAUCAUGAAGCUGAUUUACAUGUUCAACUUGUUUCAAAGGGAAAACAAACCGGUGUUACAGAUUUUAUGUUAUUAUUUGCCUUCUUCUAAAAGUCUAGCUCAUUUUAUUUACACUUUGAUUUUUUCAGUAUUUUAAAAAACCAGAAUAAUUGCUAAUUAGUAAAUUUUUAUCUACAGAUUUUGUUCCUACCGACAGACGCAGGCUGACUGUUAGCUGAUUUUUUUGGUAAAUGUUUGAAUGACCUGCUUGUUUUUUUUUAAACAGACGGUUACAAUUCUUACGAUUUGUAUCAUGAUUUGUAACCUGAUUUUUAAAAAAAGGGCCAAAGGUGACAGCUUGUGGGAUUUUCUUCAUGAUCAGCAAAAGAUUUAGUCAAAAAAGCACAACAACAAAAAAUUAAAGCUGUGAAUUAUUUUGUUGAUCUUUAAAGGAGAAUGUCUGAAAUGUUUUAAAUGAGCAUUAAAAGCAGCAACGUUUGUCUCCAAAUGAGCAGCACUUUGCGUAUGUUUGUCGCGUCUUUAACAUUUUUCCGCGGAUGGCACCCUGCAGAGUUUCUGUGAAAGCGCGCAUGUUUAUAUUUUCAGUGACUUCUCUGUAUUGUCUUUUACAAAACAUACAGUCGACUUUCAAGGCUUGUGAAUGUGAAGACGUCAUUUUACCCUUUCAAAAAUUAGGGGUUUUUUUUUGUUUGUUUUGUUUUUUACAGUGAUAUUAUUUAAUAAAAUUCUGUCUUUGGAAAAUUUGUUCACAUUGUGUAAUUGUUUUGUUCAAGUUAAUGAUUAUAAUAUAAUUUAUUGUGUUGCUUUUUGGUACAAUUAAAUGUUUCAGAUCAUCUAGUUUGCACCACAUUUGUCAAAAUCAUAUAGUCAAUUUUUUUUUUUAUUUAAAAAUUUCUAAAUCUGCUCAAUAAUAAACUAUAUGUUGAAUAUUUUAGUCAUUUUGAGGGCAGUGGAUCAUUGAAAUCGUUAUAGAUCCAAAACAUAAAAAGGGUUUUGUGGAAACAGUAAAAUUUACAAACCUUUUGAGGAUUCCACUGGUUUUUAUUUUCUUGUCUAUUCUCAGAGACAAGAACAGGAUUUGAAAAUGCUUGCUAUGAUUAGCAAGGUUUAAUAAGUUAAUCCAGGUCUGCUUUUGAGAGAAAGUUGAAGAAAUCAUUAAGAGGUCCAAUAGAUUUUUACACCAGAGUACAUUAUCAUUGCGUCAUUAUCAGAAAAGAUAGAAACCAAGUCAGAGUGGAACCUUCAGGAGAGCUGAGUCUCGUUCCAGUUUCUUCUCUAAGAGGUUUAUUAAAUUAGACCGAAUUAGAAACAAACUUUGCCUCAGUUGCUCUCGCAGGUAUUUAAGAGCGACGUCGUCGUUCCAGCAGCUUACCGCUCGCCCGGCCAAUGAGCAUCAGCGGUACCGGUCCACCUGACGGAGAUUGUUAGGAGGAUAACAGGCUGGCUGUGAUUCAUACUUUCCUUCAGACGGUCAGAGGAGCGUCAGUCGGGCGAAAGUCUCCAGAAACAAAGAGCGACGUCUGAACCGAGAUUUUACCACAACUAACAGCUGACAGACCAAGAUGAACCCGCAGAAGCUCCCCGUCACCAUGUCCCUCUGUCUGCUGCUGCUUUGCACCCUGCUGCCCAGCUCUGAGGCGCGUCGCGGUCGCGGAGGCGGUGGAUUCGGUCGGGGCGUAGGAGGAGGAAUCGGUGGCGGCGGCUACAGCCGUGGAUGGGGCGGUCAGUCCUACAGACCCGCACCUGUCCAAGUCCAGAGAAGUGGUCCGAGUGCGGGCAAAAUAGCCGGAGCGGCAGCUGCAGGGGCAAUAGGAGGAGCAAUGGUUGGGUCAGCCCUGAGCCGACCCGGGAAUGGAUACGGGUACGGGGGGUACGGAGGUUAUGGGGGAUAUGGCGGUUAUGGUGGCUAUGGGGGUUAUGGACCUCAGUUCGGAGGCGGCUACCGUCCAAGGCCCGGCUAUGAGCCUGAGGGUUCUGGAGACAUGGAGUACUACGCUGCAGCGUCCAGUGGGCCCAUCUACAACAGCAUAGUGGUUGUGAUUGGCUUUAUAACCUCCCUGUUGCUGGGAAACUGGGUGGGUGUCAUGUAGACCUGGAGGCCGAGCUGAGAUUCAAAACAAAAGUAAAUCAACAAAUUCAUCCUGAGAAUAAAGAGGAACGUCUUAAAAUUUCAUCUCCAGCCCUUGAAGAUUGUCAUCAGCGUUCCUGAUUCAUCCAAAAGGAGGAAGUCCCAACAUGACAUCAUCCAUCAGAAUGAGAGAAAAAUCCUCUUCAGCAUCUCUGAACCCAUUUUAUUUAUGAACUGUUGCCACUGCAUCCCACUUUAGCUGGGUUCCCAUUGACCAUAUAAUGGUUUUGAUAUUUUGAAAAUAAAUUAACUUUAAGGAAACACACCAAUUUAAGUUUCAGCUCUAAGAUGAAGUGGGUAACUUUGGCCGUAUCAAAAUUGGUUUAUUUUAACAAAACUGCAGCGGAAAAACUUUAUUAGCAUCAAGACAACCGGAUAUUGCGACUGGCGAACCCCAUUAAGAAGACAACAGGAAGGAGUUAAAUGAUAAUGGCGCAGGUGUUUUUUAAUGAUUUAUGAACAAACUUAUUCACAUGUGAUUUAAAUUGUUUCUUAUUUAAUGGAAACAUCUCAAUUGUGAAAUUGUGUUUUUCAACAUUAGUGAAAUAUUGACACAGAUUUGUGAUCAACCUACCUCACGACAUCAUCAUAGGAGAGCAUUUAAAAGCAGCUACACUCUUUAUAUCACUGGUUAAUGUACAUCUUAAAUUAUUUAUAGUAAUGAUUCAGUUGAUUCAUCUGCAUACAGUUCAUAUUUUGAGUAUUUGGCUCAUAUUAAGAGUGUUUUACUCAGUUAAAGUACUAAUAAAUAAUUUAAGGGCUCGUUCUCAUUCAUCUUGAAUGUUAGUGUCCUACUUUUGCAGAUUUAUUUGUAUAUAUAUUUGUUUAUAAAUGUCUACAUGUAUUUUCUUGUUUCGCUGUGUAACAUUAAUAAAAAAA
Xiphophorus hellerii (green swordtail) is the source of this 3297-nucleotide messenger RNA. RefSeq names its product shadow of prion protein 2 (gene sprn2). The transcript has 2 exons. Lineage: Eukaryota; Metazoa; Chordata; Actinopteri; Cyprinodontiformes; Poeciliidae. The coding region runs from base 1853 to 2380 and encodes 175 amino acids. The record is from RefSeq and is a predicted model, not a curated record.